AUGUCAAAGCCUUGCAUCUUAGCUUGCUUGAACAGACCAGCUGGAAGUAUGGAUAUCACUGAUCCUGUAUCUAUUAGUGCUUCAGUCGUGAGUUCAGAGACCUAUAUGUCGUACAACGUCAGUUUCCCCACCGCCACUGUACUUGGAUCUACAGGUGACUGGUAG
Haemonchus placei is the source of this 165-nucleotide messenger RNA. The record is from the annotation of a GenBank genome assembly. Lineage: Eukaryota; Metazoa; Nematoda; Chromadorea; Rhabditida; Trichostrongylidae.